Messenger RNA from Pleuronectes platessa (European plaice), 2897 nucleotides. It is a transcript of the gene rab12, whose product is annotated as RAB12, member RAS oncogene family. The record is from RefSeq and is a predicted model, not a curated record. Gene Ontology annotation, molecular function: GTP binding; GTPase activity. Gene Ontology annotation, biological process: protein localization to plasma membrane; cellular response to insulin stimulus; Golgi vesicle fusion to target membrane. Lineage: Eukaryota; Metazoa; Chordata; Actinopteri; Pleuronectiformes; Pleuronectidae. The transcript is spliced from 6 exons. Bases 171 to 899 code for a protein of 242 amino acids. Gene Ontology annotation, cellular component: trans-Golgi network transport vesicle; plasma membrane; endosome.
GACGUCACGCGGUGUCUAAUGGCUGAACAACAACUCUCAGCGAGAGACAAACUUUCCCAAACUUCCACGGAGACGAGAGAAAGUUGGAAUUAGCUCGUCGCUCUGGCUCCGUCGCAGUUCGGAGGAGUUCGUGUGUUUGUUACCUCGUCGUCACCGAUGUGGACUCACUGAUGGAUUCACGGUUCGACAUCCCGCGGAGGGCCGCCGGUGGUGGCGGGGGCUCCGCGAACUCGUCGCCCGGUCUCGGGGCUCAGUCGCGCCGCAGGAAGAUGCCCCCGCGCCCCGCCGAUUUCAAACUGCAGAUCAUCAUCAUCGGCUCGCGCGGCGUCGGUAAAACCAGCCUCAUGGAGAGAUACACGGACGACACGUUCUGCGAGGCGUGCAAGUCCACAGUAGGAGUUGACUUCAAAAUCAAGACAGUGGAGCUGAGAGGGAGGAAGAUCAGACUACAGAUAUGGGACACUGCCGGCCAGGAGCGGUUCAACAGCAUCACAUCAGCUUACUACAGGGGAGCUAAGGGAAUAGUGCUGGUGUAUGACAUCACCAAGCAGGAGACGUUUGAAGACCUUCCCAAGUGGAUGAAGAUGAUAGACAAGUACGCGUCAGAGGAAGCAGAGCUCCUCCUGGUUGGGAACAAGCUGGACUGUGAGAGCGACCGUAUCAUCUCCAGACAGCAGGGGGAGCGGUUUGCUUCUCGAAUCAGUGGAAUGCGCUUCUGCGAAGCGAGUGCCAAGGAUAACUUUAACGUGGAUGAGAUCUUCCUGAAGCUUGUGGAUGACAUUCUCAGCAAGAUGCCUCUGGAAGUUCCCAACAAGGAGCUGUCCAACAGUGUCCUGUCUCUGCAGCCUGAACCGGAAGUGCCUCCGGAGUUGCCCCCACCUCGCAUGCGCUGUUGCUGAGAGUGGUCCCCCAUCCUACACACACACACACAGCACACACAGUACACACAGCACACUCAUGCAGAGCACCCAGCUGGCCACCAGGGGGCAGGACGCGGCAGCAGUUGGGAAUUUUUUACUACAGCUCUGAAAAUGCAUGGACUCUCUUUUAACAAACCAGUAUUAUCUUAUCCCUGUUUCUCCUCCCUCUUUUUGUAGCUGAACACUAUGACAUGUGCCGUACUAACACGUGGUUCGCCCGCCUCCUUCCAACCCUUCUGUCGACAUUUGACCCGGACUACCUCAUUCCUCUGACCGAUAGACGAGCUGUGCCCCUCAGGUGCCUUCAAGCUGGAGAGCCCUCUGGUCGCAGUUGCACAUUUUCUAUGGAGGGGGGAUUAUUGAGGGGCCCUGCAGCUUGUUCUCUUGCUGUUUCAUUUUGUCACCACACACACUAAGUUGUAAACGUAGUCUGAGUCGCCCCUGACAGUUGGUUAUCUCACAGAGAAUCCGCCUCUGCUCAAUUCUGGGUCUUGGUACAGUAGUUAUAUAUUCUUAUUAAUAAGUAUUUUCACCAAGUGACAGGUUGACACUUGAGGUAAACAAAGCACAUAAUGUAAAUAUGGUGUGUUGCUGUAAUGACUGGACAAAGUGCAGAUUUCCGUGGCUGGCAGCGGGUGGUUGUGCGGUGGUGAUCGGUUACUAUUCCUUUGCCUUAAAGUAUUAAAGUGGCUGUAGCGGCUCUCUUUGCGUUUUCUAAAAACUAAUGUUUUGCACUACAAAUCAUCGUAACUAGACGUUAGCUUACGUGCAGAAAAAGAAAAAAAGCACACAACUUGUAGAUUAGCACUAACAACGAUCAUUGUUGCCUCAGUAGUGGCCGCUCACAGCUCUUCCACAGCCUGUUAGAGGGGAGAGAUGGGUUAUGUAGUCUUCGGUGGACAGGAGCUAUCACAGGGACAAUUUCCACAUAUGUUGCUGUUUCUUCUGAGGGAAUAGAGACAGAAACAAACUACACAGGCACAUUUUUUUUGAAAGUUUAAGCUUCCUUCUUUGGUUUUGUUACUAAUAUUUGUAAUUGUUUUGUUUUGGUGUUUUUCCUUUGGAUCAGUCGAGGGAAAGACGCGCAACUCCCUUCGGUGGGGAAACAGUGCAGGAUUUGUGUGGCGUUUGAACAUGAGAGGAAACUGUGAUCGGGUUAUCUGCUCGUUUUGUGCAGCUUUUAUUUUGCUUCGUGCUUCAUAUCAAAUUAAUAAAGAAGCAUUUUCCUAAAAAAUCCUGCUUAAAAGGGAACGUUUGUGUUUAUUGGAGGAAGGUUAGAUGCUUUGAAUUUAUGAUUUGGCCGUUUAUUAUGGACCAGUUUGGGGAUAUCUCAUCAGUUGUUUCAACAAGGCAAUGCAUGUUAGGUUCUCCUUUUGCUUGUGUAGACAAUAAUAAUCAUUUAAUUCCCAUUUAAUCCUUGUGGUGAAAUGACUGCAGUAUGAGAAAUGUGCACUGUGGGUGUUUGAGUUUUGUUGCUACAUGUUAAAACCCACGAGAAGGACAAGCCCGUUCAGAAGACAGGAUUUAGAACAUUUAUUACGUUUUAUGUUAAGCUCAAGCUUUUGUGGAUUUAAAAUGGCACAUGGUGGAUGUUAACAAAUGAAUACUUUCAUACCAAAAGAAAAAUAUAUGUGAGCCUGACAUCCCAGCACAGCACUUCUUCCAGUGAGAUUAGCAGCCAGCAGGAGACCUUCAUCUGUCCGCCUCCCCGACUUUUCACCACUAACCCUGUGGUCUGUGUUUCAGUAGCUCAGCCUUAUACUAUCAGUGUUUUAAAUAUACGUUUUUUAAACAAACACUUUUAUUGAAAUGGAAAUCUGUAUCUUUUUACAGAGAUGGAAGACUGUGCUUUGUAAAAAACCUGUUUCAAGUCUUUGGAAAAAGUUUUCGGCAUGUUUAAAGUGGACUUGUAUUUAUAACUUGUGGCAUUCUUGAACUAAUGAAUUGCAAUUAAAGACAUCUAUAUUUAUUACCAAA